UUAAGAUUAACAAUGAUUUUCUUCGUAUUAAGUGCUGUGUUUAUCGCAAGUGGCGGAGGCGCCCAGCUCAAUGAUGAAAAUUGUGAUUCAGGAGAAUUGAAAGUGUGCGUCGAGUUGAUUCCACGGACGCCUGUUGGACUGCCGAAGACCAAAGAAGAACUUGAUCUACACUGCUCCGCAUACCAAACGGGAAUGGCGUGCAUGGACGGAUGGAUUAAGAGAUGUUUGCCGACCGAUGGGCAGAAAUUGGUACAGCAACAAAUUGGGGGCGCUCGGGCACUGAUGCGUUUCCUUUGUACCAACGAGACUGCUCUACGAAGAGAGUUUUUGAAAGAGCCAAUGUGUUGGGGCCGAGUAUCGCCGGAUUGGUCAAGAUGCGUCGACGAGUUACAAGUAGCCGUACGAGAAAUAAGUGAACAAGCACAACAACUCACUUAUUUCAACAGGAACGCUGAACUAUGCUGCGCAAGAGAUGCGUUUAUGAUGUGCGUGGCGCAUGCGGGUCGAAGUUGUUCAAACUCGGCGGGUACUUUGCUCAAGCGUAUGGCAUGGGUGCUCGCACAAGACGUCGCUGCCUGUAGUCAACACCCAAGAGCAUACUGCGCUGCAUCCCCGCCCCCGUUCGCUGCACCGCUUCUAACAGCGAUCUAUGGUGUGAUGCUCUACCCACCACGAUUAUAAACGUGUGACAUUCAUGUACAUGGAC
Molecule: messenger RNA, 706 nt
Organism: Achroia grisella
Lineage: Eukaryota; Metazoa; Arthropoda; Insecta; Lepidoptera; Pyralidae
Exons: 5
Coding region: 13-681 (222 amino acids)
Source: RefSeq, a predicted model, not a curated record